Poecilia reticulata (guppy) is the source of this 3049-nucleotide messenger RNA. It is a transcript of the gene arhgef4, whose product is annotated as Rho guanine nucleotide exchange factor (GEF) 4. NCBI's taxonomy places the organism in Eukaryota, Metazoa, Chordata, Actinopteri, Cyprinodontiformes, Poeciliidae. Gene Ontology annotation, molecular function: guanyl-nucleotide exchange factor activity; protein binding. The record is from RefSeq and is a predicted model, not a curated record. Gene Ontology annotation, biological process: intracellular signal transduction.
UCCCUCCCAUGGGUUGUUAUGCCCUUGUCUCAACCAGUCCGGUAUCCAGGAUGUGUUGACACACUGCACAUUCUGAUUGGCUGCCAGUGAUGCAGGGGUGGGCACAGUUAAAAAGGAGGAAAAAAGACUCCCGAUUCUGGUUGUUAGAUGGAUGGUUGAGGUAGCACAGAUUCACGCAGCACUGAGCUCCAUUUUAGAGUGAGCUCAUAACAGAGAUAGAAGGUACCGAGAUUGAGAGAUAGGAAAAAGCUUCAGAGAGAAAAAUGUUCAGCCAGCCUAGAGCACUAGCAGGACAGAGUGAAAGAAGAAUGUGCUAGAAAAGCAUCGGACUGAUACUAAGAAAAAGAAGAGAACAGAAACCAGGAGGCAUGAUCAUGUAUCGAGGAGAAGGAGUAUCCCAUCCCCCAGUUUUCAUCCUCACAUCCUGACCAAAGGGAGAUUGAGACGAGGAGCUCAAAGGACAAGAAAUCCUAAACUGGCUGCCGAGCGAAGAAAACAAGAGGGGAGUUUCCUGAACCCUAAAAGAAGAAAGAAUCAUUAAAGGAAUGAAUGGUGCUGAACACACGUAAAUAGCUUUGCAGAUUCACACACAGAUAUAGAUAGACACAUAGCCUCCACUGGCAGGCCGGGGCAACGCUGAGCAUCGGCAAAGUGGCAGGAGAAGAAGGGGAGGUGACUGUCGGAGCCGAGCGGAGGUGGCUAUCUGUUUUAGAAGACGACAAAGGUAGUCAAGGAGUGGGACAAGCUGACGCGGUGUGGUGUGGAGGCUCAGUGCUCAGAGAAAGGCGACAGGGAACAGGCGGUGGUGCUGAGGAGGAAGAGGAGGAAACCAGGGGACUGAUGGCUCGUGGCAAUGGCUCUGGGAGGUGGAACAGGCAGAAGAUGGGAUUCUUUAACACCCUUCUGCGCUGUAACCUACCCCCAGACACCCAAAAGCUGAUCAGUGAUGGCAGUGUAGUGUAUGCUGAGGGCCUUUGGGACCAUGUUACCAUGGACAUCCAGGAACUUGGCUUCAAGGCUGGUGAUGCCAUCGAAGUGAUUGAUGCCACAAACAAGGAGUGGUGGUGGGGCCGCAUCAUGGACAGUGAGGGCUGGUUUCCUGCUAGCUUUGUACGGCUGCGUGUGAACCAGGAUGAACCUAUGGAGCAACUUUCAACCCAUCUGGAGGAGUCCCAAUGUGGAGAUGGGGAUGGAGCGGAUUUAGGUUUGUCAUUAGGCCCUGGGUUACCCUGCAAAGAACAGAUGAGAGCCAACGUCAUCAAUGAGAUCAUGAUCACAGAGCGAGACUACAUCACGCACCUGAAAGACAUCUGUGAGGGUUACAUCAAACAGUGCCGUAAGAGGACAGACAUGUUUACUGAAGAGCAGAUUAGAACCAUCUAUGGAAACAUUGAGGAGAUAUACAGAUUCCAGAGAAAGUUCCUGAAGGGCCUGGAGAAAGAAUUCAACAAGGGGCAGCCCCAUCUUAGUGAGAUAGGCUGCUGUUUUCUUGAACAUCAAACAGAUUUCCAGAUUUAUUCAGAGUAUUGUAAUAAUCACCCCAACGCCUGUGUCCAACUCUCCAAGCUGAUGAAAGUCAACAAGUACGUGUAUUUCUUUGAGGCCUGUCGAUUGCUGCAGAAGAUGAUUGAUAUUUCUUUAGACGGCUUCCUACUCACUCCAGUGCAGAAGAUCUGCAAGUAUCCAUUACAGCUGGCUGAGCUCAUCAAAUACACCAAUCCUCAGCACAGGGACUACAAGGAUGUGGAGGCAGCCUUAAAAGCCAUGAAAAAUGUCGCCAGGAUGAUCAAUGAGAGAAAACGGCGCCUUGAGAACAUUGACAAAAUUGCCCAGUGGCAGAGUUCCAUAGAAGACUGGGAGGGUGAAGAUGUUCUGGUCAGAAGCUCUGAACUUAUCUUUUCUGGGGAGAUAAGUAAACUAUCCCAGCCACAAACUAAGAGCCAGCAGAGAAUGUUUUUUCUCUUCGACCAUCAGAUGGUUUAUUGCAAGAAGGAUCUUCUUCGCAGGGACAUACUGUACUACAAGGGGCGCAUGAAUAUGGAUUUAAUGGAGGUGACAGAUUUGGAAGAUGGCAAGGAAAAAGAUUUUAAUAUUACCGUAAAGAAUGCACUAAAGCUUUGGGCAAGGAGUGGCAAUGAAGUCCACCUCCUGUGUACCAAAAAACCAGAACAGAAACAACGUUGGCUUCGAGCUUUUGCUGAUGAGAGGAAGCAGGUCCAUAAUGAUCGUGAAACAGGCUUCUCUCUUACUGAAGUCCAGAAGAAACAAGCUAUGCUGAAUGCCUUCAAAAGCCACCCAGCUGGGAAAUCUAAAGCAGUGACCAGGCCAUACUGCGACUUCCUCCUGCGUCAGAAACAUCCAUCCUUACCCACUGCUCUCCCCCAGCAGCAGGUCUUCAUGUUGGCCCAGCCCAAGCGCAAAACCACCUUCUGGCAUAACAUUGGGAGACUGACACCUUUCAAGAAAUAAAAAUCAAACCAGAAAGGAGAAGCAAAGUUGUGAGAAAGAAGAGCUUGUGCCUCCAUAGAGCCUUUUUAAUUGUUCCGCUUUUCUUUCCAAUGUUUAACCUUUCCUGGAGGGAUUUGUGGACUUGUAUAGAUAAAGUGGACUAUAAUAAAGGUGAGACCAUCUUUUGAAAGCACUUUAUUGGUUGGAUAACAAUCAGACAUGACAAGGUCUCCUCGUUACCCUUGAGUUAAACAGUGACAAUAAAUUCUUGCCUAAUGUACUUAUGCUCCUUAAGACAAAAACUGACUGGUAUUAAUUCUAUUGUACUGCUGCAACUUGUUGUGGGUCUUCUUGCUAAACUGCCUCUGUGAAAAUGUUGCUUGGCAACAAAACUGUGUUUAUUUCCACUGCUCUGGGCUUUUAUUUUAUAAUUUAACAAAAAUUUCAAACUUUUCAUUGUGUGGUAGAAUUUCAUAUUCAUGCUUAUUCUGUCUGCUUUAAAAAAAUAAGGGAAAUUAGCUGGAGAAUAAAAUUCCUUGUGUUUUCUCUUUGCUAAUGUAUAGGGUCUCUUUUACAUGCUUUAAAUAUUCUGUGGACUGUU